Messenger RNA from Bursaphelenchus xylophilus (pine wood nematode), 1237 nucleotides. The record is from the annotation of a GenBank genome assembly. NCBI's taxonomy places the organism in Eukaryota, Metazoa, Nematoda, Chromadorea, Rhabditida, Aphelenchoididae.
AUGACAGAACCAUCGACUUCAGCGUUCGAUCAGGUAAGAACAGUUUCGUUUCUUCUUUCUUUUGGUUUUAGACAGCCUGUAUGGCCCGUAUUUUCUGCUGCAGAAGCUUUAUAAUGCAAUUACAUUACUCUAGGCGCAAACACUCCAACUUUUGUCCGAAGAAGUCAGUGGUUGUGAUCGAUGCUAUCAGAGGUACUAUAGCAUCCUGCAGAACAAGCCGCACCUCUUCGAUUCGCGUCGGAAACGGCAGAAACCCCCGAAAAUCAAGUCUAAGCUCGACUUCCAAAACCAUCCCUUGUUCCCGAACGCGGAUCUCACCGGAGGUGGACUCAUCGAAGCCGGAGAGCUGGGCAAAAGUGUCCUCGAUCUGUCAACUGCAAUUUCAAGGGCUUCCACACUUAGUCCCAAGCGAAAAGCGCAGCAAUUGGAGCAGACUUGCAAGAAUAUUCAUUUAUGUGAGUUGCAUUUGGAGAACCUGAAGAAGGAGCUGCUUGAAGUGUUGGUGAAGAAGGUGGGUUGACAAAAACCUUUUCUUUUAGUAUUUCCAACGUUUAGAUUGAGCUGCGGAUUGACGGGCUUAUAAAUGAGGUCUCGGAUGAGGGAAAACGCGUUCUGGCACCAAUCAAAGAGAAGUACGCCUUGAAAAAACAGGUAAAACAAAUUUCUCUGUCGCGUUUCUUGGCUUUAUUGCUGGCAGAAUUCUAAAUUAUUGGUUUUAGGAGCUGAACGAACGCUGUCGACUUCAAAUGGAAGGCCUACGACGCCAGUUGGAAGCUGACAUUGAUUUUGAAGAGAGGAAUUCGAAAUUACUGAUUGAAAGAGCAAAACAAUCUCGACUAAAGCAAAUUGACGACCAGUUGGCUGAGAUCGGAUGUACUGGAGAAGGUGAGUUGUUUUUCUUUCGUUUUUUCCGCUUUUAGGAUGCAUUUCUCCGCCUAUAUUAUCCAUGACUGAUGUUGUUGUAGAUUUCCUGGUGAAUGGCCCCAAAUUGGAAGUUUUGGAGUCGGAGAUUGUCGAGGUAGAAGCUCCCAACUUCAAAGGCCAAGUUGUGCUGCCUUUGAACGAGAAAGCCGACCAAAAACUGCGAGAAUUGGAGAGAAAAGAGCUGCAGGCCUUCUGUCUGUACGCCAGAGCUCCGGAACGAGUUGGGAGGAGAAUGAAGAAGAAGCCAGUGGAUAUCAAGGUGAACAACGUCCAACUCAAUGGCAAUUUUUGGGCUCCAAUGGAAGUGGAGUGA